Pseudo-nitzschia multistriata is the source of this 4515-nucleotide messenger RNA. The record is from the annotation of a GenBank genome assembly. Lineage: Eukaryota; Bacillariophyta; Bacillariophyceae; Bacillariales; Bacillariaceae.
AUCAACAUAGCAUCGUAACGGUAGUACAUUGAUUCUGAAUGGCGGUUUUCCCCUAAUCGGGGUUACUCUGAGCAAACAAUAGUCAGUUUCAGACAACAUGAAAGCCGUUCGAGCAAGCUCAGGGAUCAGGAAGAAUGACGCUCGUGACAUCACCGGGCCGGGCGCGUCGGCGUCAUCGUCGGAAGCUAAGAGAUCCGUCACUCCUGCGGUUACUCCACCGACUACAGUGGAACUGAGAGGCAUAUCGAUUCAUUUCCCUUUCAAGCCUUACAAAUGCCAGGAAGAUUACAUGGCAAAAGUCUUAGAUGCCCUCAUUCGGUCGGAAAAUGCGCUUCUCGAAUCUCCAACCGGAACAGGGAAAACUCUCUGCCUGUUGUGUUCUACGCUGGCAUGGCAACGAGAGCAAGCAAGAAUAUUGAAAUCACAGAGUGGACGUGACACGAUACCAGCGGCGACGCAACCGGGAUUGACAUCUUCUUCAGCUCAAGAAACACAAAACCAAAGAAAACGGAGAGUCCCUACCAUCAUUUACGCAUCCCGAACCCAUUCUCAGCUCUCGCAGGUCGUUCGAGAACUCCGCAAUACGCGUUACCGACCAAAGCAUGCUGUUCUAGGUUCGAGGGAACAAAUGUGUGUUAAUCCCAAGGUCAAGAAACCUAAUGGGACUUCGAAUGCUUCUGCCAUCAAUCACGAUUGUUCUGUCCUCAUCAAAGAUAGACGCUGCAAAUUCAAAAACAAWCUAGAGGGCUUCAAGGCGCCAUCAAAUGAGUCCUCUUCUCAGGGUGCUUGGCACGGAACUCAGCCCGUGAUGGAUAUGGAAGAUUUGGUGACAAUGGGGAAAACGCAUCAAGUAUGCCCCUUCUAUUACACGCGAGGACAGACAGAAGACGCUGAAUUAGUCUUACUGCCAUACAAUUACCUCUUCGACAAAGAUUCACGGGCAACUACUCUGGCAGAUAUUCCUUGGGAUAAUUCCGUAGUAAUAUUCGAUGAGGCACACAAUCUAGAAUCAUUUGCGAGUGAAUCGGCUUCCUUCGACCUCUCUUCAAAGGAUAUCGCAGGUUGUAUGAACGAGAUCGAUAAGGCCUUGGCUUUGAGCGAGGCUUAUCCAGAUCGAUUUAUGAACAUCAAAACCCAAAAUUUGUUGCGACUUAAAACUCUGUUUCUUAACCUCGAAGAAUACCUUUUGAAAAAAUUGCCACAACAAUCCACAGCGUAUCAGGGAGAAAGAAUCAUGGAAAUAUUUCGGCAAGGAGCUAGUGUGAACUACAAUAACUACACACUAGUGUUGGAUGAAAUUAAAAAAAUCUUCGACAUGUUUAUGGAGAUACGGGGAGGUAACUCUAAAGGUGCACCUAUGUUAGAGCACUUUUCUCAAUGUGUCAAACGAGUUUUUGGGGAAACGACUGAGUCUCGGUGUUUGGCUAAGGCACAGUCAUAUCGAGUUCAUCUAACUCAAACAAAUAACAAUGUGGCGUUAAACACAACGUCAGGAUCAAAAGGGAAAUACGAGAAGGCCGGUAAUGGUGGUCGAAUACUUUCUUAUUGGUGCUUUGCUCCAUCCGAGGCCAUGAGGGAACUUGCAAAUUUGAACGUGCGGUCAAUUCUUGUGACAUCCGGGACCCUGAGCCCUUUGGAGAGUUAUGCGUUAGAACUGGACAUUCCGUUUCCCAAUCGCUUGGAAAAUCCUCACAUCAUUGCCCCUCAUCAAAUCCACGUCAGGGUGAUGGGGCGUGGAGUCAGUAAUAAAGUACUCACUAGUUCAUAUGAGCGACGUCAAAAUAACGAUUAUUAUGUUGAAUUGGGCAAUACUUUGGCAAGCUUAUCUCGUGUGAUMCCUUGUGGGAUGCUCGUUUUUUUCCCGAGUUAUGGGGUUAUGGAAACGUCGAUUGAGCGGUGGGGAGGACCAGCAUCAUCUCGAUCUCAGAAUACCAAUAAUCCGGGUAAUUUUUUUGCCGCCAGAARAAAGAAGAAUGGUGGUGGGUCUGGGAAUACUACUCGGUAUUCCUUUCCGCGGUUAGCUACAGGUUACAACCAGACACAUUCGACACCGUGGAAGCGGCUUCUCUCACACAAGGCAGUUGUUGUCGAACCAAGAUCCACGUCAGAUCUUCCAGAUGCAAUUGAUGAGUUUCACAAGUUCCUCAACUUACCCAAUUCGAAAGGCGUUGCCCUGUUUGGGGUUUGUCGUGGAAAGAUUAGUGAGGGUAUUGAUUUUUCGCACGACAUGUGUCGAGCUGUGAUUAUUACUGGGUUGCCAUUUGCUCCUUCGUUUGAUCCGAAAGUCAAGAUGAAACGAGAAUUUCUCGACCAGAAAAAAGCGAAACAAAAUACCAAAGCAUCAACCAAUGGUGGCUUUGGAUCCCGUGGUGAAACAAAURCGAACUCUUCUUUGUCAGGGCAUGAUUGGUAUACACAACAAGCACAUAGAGCUGUAAAUCAGGCAAUCGGUCGUGUAAUUCGUAACAAACGUGAUUAUGGUGCAGUACUAUUGAUGGAUUCUCGCUUUGGACUUCCAGGUAAUCAAAAUGGUCUGAGCAAGUGGGUCAGACCGCAUAUCCUUCCCGAUGAAGGUUUUGGACGAGCAAACCAAAAUCUAGCUCAAUUUUACAUCAAGGCGAGAGAAAACGCAAAAAAAGAAGCAGAAUUAGCGAUUGCACAGCAAUCCGCUAAUGCGGACCCGACGAAUGUUUCAAUUAUCUUGAAAUACGAAGAUGAAGGGAAAGAAAACGAUCAGUUGCAAGCAAUGGCAAAUGAUGACGAUAUUACAAAGGUUGCCUUCAUCAGAAAAGAUUCUGUCGCGAUAGAAAGCGGGGAAAAUACAGUUUCAAAUGAUGAAAAUUAUGUUGAUCCUCAACGAAUCAUCGUGCGAGUGGAUAUGGAUAAAAUGUCAGAAGAAGAUGUAUCGAGUGCUCUUGCCGCAUCAUCCGCAAAAUCCAUUCAAAAAAUAAAACCAAACCCUGUACAGAAGCCAUCAGAGCCAUCAUCAACUAGUGAUAAGCACAAACCAAAGAUUAUCAGCGGAAAAAACCCUCCAGUUUCCACUGCUGUGCAAUUCUUUCACCUGGUCAAGUCGUCAACAACUCCGGAUGAAUUUGAUUCAAUUAAAAAAAGUACAAUACUUUUGAAAAAGUAUGAACAAAUGAAGUUUCGAAAAGACUUCAUAUGCGCAGCUCGUUCGAUAAUCGGUAUAAUUUUGAACCAUGAGCAAUUGAACAAUUGUUCCAGGUACAAAAAACCCAAGAUUCUUCUUUUGCUUCUCAAACUCAUCCCGAAACAUUUUGUGAAGGAUGUGGAACAAGUUACGGUCGACCUGACUUUCCGCAAAUCAAUUAUACGGAAGGAACUCAAGUCGAAUGUUGUUUCUAAGAAGUACAUGAAAUUCCACAUGGAGUUUGUAAUGUUAUUGCAGAAGGCUUGGUUUGGAGAAAGCUCGCGAAAGAAUGACGAGCAUUUUGUUCAGAAUCUUGGCAAACUCAUCGGCAACAUCGUUGAAUCCCACAGAGUUACAACAUUAGCAUUGACACAGUUAAUUGAUGUUGUGCCCUAUGAACUACAGCGACUGUCCAAAGCAUUGAUAGAGGAAGUCAUAGCAUCUUCCAAUGUGUCGAAGAUUCGAGCAGGAGAAAAGGCUCGUAUGGGGGAGGAUAGCGUAAAGGUUGAGUACUUUCGGAAAAACUAUCUGACUGAGAAGGGUAAGAGCUUAUCCACUACUCAAGACGAGGACGGUGGGGAACAUGCUACCUCUUCUACUUCUAUGAAACCCGAAAGUCAAAUCCAUAGAUCUAAAACUUUGAAAAGUGAAGUGGAUUCUCGGUCGAAUUCCCAAGUUUCUACCAAGAUGAAAGCAGUGAACAAUCCAUACGCAAAGCCCAACCGAAAGAAACGGCCGCAACCAAGCACUACGAAGAAUCCGACCAAAUCUGCAGGUAGUAUUACUGGUCAUGGGAAACCAAACAUAAGUUUAACCAAGAGAAAGGGGAUCCUUGAGCAACGAAAAGACGCACCAGCUGUUAUGUCGUCGCCGUCACUACUCAAAUCCAUCCUGAUUCAAUCCAGAGCUGACACUUUUGCUGGCCAAACAAAAAAGAUGAAAAGAACUAGUUUCCCCACAAAUGCACCGAAGGAUGUAACGUGUGGGAUAUGCGAUAUGCCUUUGGAGAAUGUGUAUAUAUCCGAGUGUGGGCACAUGGCAUGCUUGCAAUGUGUAAGUAAAUCUGUCGGCGAUAUGAUUUAUUGUUUUUGUAGUAACUUACUUGCGUGCUGUGGGGUUGAUAGGUUUGUUUAUGGAAACGUUUGAUACGAAUGGUUGAGUCAUAUUUCAAUACUAACUCGAUGUAUCAAUUGUCUCUCGAUGUCUUUUCUUGUUUAUUUCAGUGGAAAAGAUGGCUUGGAAAAAACGCUUCUUGUCCAACUUGUAGAAAGCCAACAACAAUGAAAUCRAUUGCGCUCGCUGUAUUUAAGGGAGAAUCAUAAUAUUCUGAAAGACACUGAUCAUAAAAAUUAGAGUGAUUU